GGUCACACUGGUUAACUGCAAAAUAAUAAACACAUCUUUUAUUUGCGUUCUAAAGUUCCUUUAAUUUGCGUUCGUGCUUUCGUUUCGUAUAGUUUUUGUUCGCACAGUUUUUCGAUCAGCUUCUGUUGUUAUUUUGCACCUCCUCAACACAACGCCAGUGAAAGCACAAGGAAGUCGCUGCUGACUGCGCAGCUUUCUUUGUUGUUGCGGGCAGGAACACAUGUGCGCGCAGUAAGAGGAAGAACCAUAACAUCACGUCUCUCGAAUCAUCCGUUCGGCCGCACUCCCAGAAAUGUCGCACCUCGACAACAUAUUCAUCCAGGUUCGGGCACGCCUCCAGUCCGAGGGCGUCAAGCUGUGGGAGGAGCCGUACUACUCCGAGGAUCUUGGCAGCGUAGAGGGCGCCCUGGAGAACCUGGCCAAGGAGUACUCCAACAUCAUGGGCUUCGAGAUGUGUCGCUGCAAGUUUAUCCUGACGGAGCUGCAGGAGAACGCGCUCCGCAAGCUGGCCGCUCGCCGGGAGUACAGCUCCACCGGAGUGGCCACGUUCAAGGUUCGCCGCAUUGACAAGCACAGCGGCGCCACCAUGGUGGACAUCAAGUGCGACCUCAACGCCCUGGGCUCCGACCUGCAGGCGGCCAUAGCCGAGAAGCUCCAGCUGCCGAAUGCCGAGCAUGUGAAGUGCAUCGCCGCCGGAAGAGUGGUGUCCAGCAAUGCCUCCUUGGCUGAUCAGCUGCUGAGGAACAACCAGCAGCUGAUUGUGAUCGUGGGCGAUGGAGAUAAUAGCGGCGAAGCCCUGUACGAGCGGAUCAAUCGCAUCAAGGCCGAUGUCCAGGCAGUGGUGUCCUCCCAGAACCGUCUCAUUGAGAUGGAGGACCAGAACGGCAGUCCCGUCUUUCUGCCACCGGCCGAGAACCGCGCCCUGCUCAUCGGCCUGGGAUUCAGCGAGAAGGCCCAUGCUGCAAUGCUUCGCGAGGAUUACGAGGAGGCUCUGCUCCUGCUCUUGGAGGCCGACCAGUCUUUCGCCACCUGCGACUCGCAGUUCCUCGAGUCGGUCGACAACUAUGCCUUGCUCAACCUGGACAUAGUUUGGUGCUAUCUCUGCCUAAAGAACGUGACCCAACUGCCGGAUGCCGACCGUCGGCUGGCCAUCUGCGGCCGCAAUUUCCGUCGCAGCUAUGGCGAGAAUUUCGAGCGACUGUACUCCAUGAAAGGCAAGGCCUGCCCGGAAAGGGCUUUGAUAAUGCGACUGCAGCUGCUCCAGGGCGUGGUGAUGUUCCACCAGAAUCGACGCGAUGAGGCCUUCGAGCGCUUCGAAGCGGCCAAUUCCCUGUUGAGGGAGCUCAAGAUCAACGGCGAUCAACUGGCUCUCCUCGUCGAGAUGGGGUUCGAGCCCGCCGAGGCGCGGCUGGCCCUGCGUUCCUGUUCGGGCGUAAACAAAAUUGAGCUGGCUGUGCAGUUCAUCCAGGAGCGUCGUCGGCAGCUCAAGGAUGCCCGCAAGCAGUCCAAGGCUGAGCGUGCUCUGCAGCGCCGCCUGAUGCGAUCCAAUGCCAAUGAUAGCGAGUGGGUGAAUCCCCGCAGCGUGUGCACCCUAACCGAAAUGGGAUUCGAUGGCGGACUAGCUACCGUCGCCUUGCAGCGCUGCAAAAAUGAUCUACCAAAAGCGUUGGAACUGCUGCAGACUGAGGCCGACGUGCUGCGUGCUGCCUUGCCCCGAAAUCGGGUCCCCAGCGACCAGGACAAGCUCAACCAGCUCCUCCAGCUGGGCUUCAAGGAGGACAACUCGCGCGUGGCCCUCGAGAACGCAUCGAAUAACAUUGAGCGGGCCAUCGAAAGCCUGCUGCGCGCCUUCCAGAGUGAGGAUGAGCUGAAGGAGACUCUGGAGCGCGUUAGCCGUAUGGCCGGAAUCGAGGGUCAGAAUUGGGAUGGUCCCUCCACCUCACGUGCCCCCACUGCUCCACCGUCGCCUCUCAUCGAGGCGGUUCUGAAGCACGCGCGCUCUGAGAUAGAGACCUACAAGGCGUACGAGCGCUUCAACGCCGACAUCAGUCAGAACGACAUGGACUACCUGGACUUGCCUUUGGUCCAGGAGGAGAAGGUCCUGCAUGAAUAUCUCAAUUUGUUGCAGCAGUAAGAUGCACUAGCCUUAUCUUUGCAAUAUGCCGACAGAAAAUAGGAAAACGAAAACCGGUUGUGGACAUAACUGUAAUCAUGACUUGUUUAUAUUGCAAAUCGCAGUCUUAUAAUGGCACUUAAGUGGCAUUCAGUCGGCUCCCGCCACCCCCCGCCACCCCCUCCUGGCCGUUGUUUGUCCAACUCGGCAAAUAGUAACAUAUAAAGAUUUAUAAGUACAUGCCUGCCCCUUCUAUUGACAACUGCGAAAUGUAAUUACGCCGGACCGGCGGCAGAAUCUACCUUUCUGAGCCACCUGAAACUUGUUAGCGCCUCUGGCAGUUACUUAUUUUUAUUUUUAUUUUUUGUCGCUUGACUCUCGACCCCGGCUCGAACGGCGGCGCUUGAUUGGCUCCAGUCGUGACCUUGUCGGGGCCAAAGGGCGCCGCCCACUAAGCUCAUCUCCUCAACGAAUUGAACGCAAUUCACCCGGUCUUCUAUGGAAACAAUCAGCUUCGCAAAGCCAUUUUGUUAAAUAUUUUUAUAGAACUAAGAGCCACGGCUUGAAGACCAAAGGAAGCGGCACCCUAUUACCCAAAAAUCAUUUUAGCCCUAAAGUUGACAUACUGUUUUAUACGGGUUUUCAAUGGGGAUUUUUAUAACCCGUGCAGUAAAUUGGAAUUUUGGUUUUGUUUACGUUUUUAUUUGUUUCUAUUUUUUCCAUUUUUAUAUAAAGUUAUUCAAGUGUGAAAGGGAAAAUCAAAGGGGGGAAGUUGUAUUUAGAUAUUUCUAUUUGAAGUGAAAAAAUCAGAUGUAAACAGGUCGUUCGCUCAAAUACUUUAUACUUUUCAGAUAUGUGAUAUAAGUAAACAUCGAUGUUCAUGAAUAAAGCCCGAUUUCAUUUUGAUAAAA
Molecule: messenger RNA, 3024 nt
Organism: Drosophila biarmipes
Lineage: Eukaryota; Metazoa; Arthropoda; Insecta; Diptera; Drosophilidae
Product: NEDD8 ultimate buster 1
Exons: 5
Coding region: 293-2134 (613 amino acids)
Biological process (GO): regulation of ubiquitin-dependent protein catabolic process
Molecular function (GO): protein binding
Source: RefSeq, a predicted model, not a curated record